CUGGCGCAUGCGUCGUUUCUCUUGUUUUCACACGCGUGAUGGUUUAGCGUCUGGUUACACGUAAAGCGAUUUGAGUAGACAGUAAGUCUCAUGUUUGAAUGUAGCGGAUGUGUUUACACGGUAUUAUGGCUUCGUUAUAAAACUGCAAAAUCAUUAUAAAACCGUGCUUUGUUAUCGGAGAGGUUCCUCCGGGAGUUCAGUGAACGUCAUGUCCGGUUUGUCCAGUUACGCGGUGCGCAUGGCGCGUCUUAGUGCGCGCAUCUUUGGAGAUGUGGUGCGCUCCACGGAUUCCAAGUCCAUGAAGGUGGUGCAGUUGUUCAAGGAGCCGCCCAUGGCCCAGAGGAAAGAGGUGUACGACUGGUACCCCCAGCACAAGAUCUAUUACUCCCUGACCCAGAGGCUCCGGUACAUGGGGCUCUUUAGAGACGAACACGAGGACUUCAAGGAGGAAAUGCGUCGUCUCAGGAAGCUGCGUGGUAAAGGAAAGCCCAAGAAAGGAGAAGGGAAGAGAGCCACGAAGAAGAAGUAGACAAGAAGACACUCUGCACCUGGACCUGUUUGUGGGAGCAUGCUUGAGGACCUAUAAAGAUGAGUUCCUGCAUAUAAAUAUGGAUCAGAGGAUGUUCGUUUGGAACAUAGUGACCUCCACCAAGCUGUCGAUGGAAUGUGCAAAACUCAACGACUGUGUUCAGUUAUCCUUGUUGUGGGUGUUUAAAAAUAUUUUCUCUUUGAAUUAAAUAUUCGUUUUUAUUUAA
Pygocentrus nattereri (red-bellied piranha) is the source of this 755-nucleotide messenger RNA. It is a transcript of the gene mrps33, whose product is annotated as mitochondrial ribosomal protein S33. Gene Ontology annotation, cellular component: mitochondrion. The transcript is spliced from 3 exons. Bases 209 to 529 code for a protein of 106 amino acids. Lineage: Eukaryota; Metazoa; Chordata; Actinopteri; Characiformes; Serrasalmidae. The record is from RefSeq and is a predicted model, not a curated record.